AGGGAUAAACGCCAAACCGGUUACAGGAGCGAGAGGACCGGGAGGGUAAACCGAAGUUGCCGGGGAUAACAAGGCCCAAUACCGACUAAGGACAUUUUCGGUCUUGUGAAUGCAACGUUUAGUUUCCCGGUACACCCUCUCCUCUCUGUCACUGUGGUUUGAACCAUCUAACGGUUCGUUAGCUCGGUAGAUCUGCAGCAACAGCCGCCCAGAAAUUGCCUGAGGAAGCUAGCGGGCUAACUAAACUAGCUGUAAAAAUAUUUUCAGAGACUCGAGGGAGUCUGUUGGAAGGCAUUAGUUGUCAGCUGGGAGCAAUUACAGAACCUCAACAGUCGGAAAGAUACACGUUGGGAAGCCUGUGCCUGUUGGCAGACACGGGGCCGGGUGGACCUCCGGCAAAGCGGACCCCCCAAGCGGCCCGUUUUUCACACCAGCGACAGAAGCCGGGGAGUCGUCUGUAGACAGGGGUUGAGCAUUGGACCUGCGACACCGGAGCAGUAGCGUUGAGUAACGUUAGGGAAACUUGAACCGAGUUCGAUCAUUGAGAGCCGGGAAGUAUCCGGACAGAGACCUCAUGAAUGGAAAUCGGUACUACAGGAGUGGUUGGGGCGCAGUCCCUGUUUUCCGUGCCUCGGCGGCCUGGCUAUGGCACCAUGGGGAAGCCCAUCCGGCUGCUGGCCAACUGCUUCCAGGUGGACAUCCCCAAGAUGGACGUCUACCUGUACGAGGUGGACAUCAAGCCUGACAAGUGCCCUCGCCGCGUCAACCGGGAGGUGGUAGACUCCAUGGUGGAACACUUCAAGGUCACCAUCUUUGGGGACCGACGGCCAGUCUAUGAUGGGAAGAGGAGCCUUUACACAGCCAACCCACUCCCGGUGGCAUCCGCAGGAGUGGAUCUGGAUGUCACUCUGCCGGGAGAGGGGGGAAAGGACCGGCCAUUUAAGGUCACCAUCAAAUUUGUGGCCCCGGUGAGCUGGCACCUGCUCCACGAGGUUCUAACGGGCCGCGGGGUUCCGGAGCCCCUGGAGCUGGACAAGCCCAUCAACACCAACCCCGUACACGCCGUGGAUGUGGUGCUGAGACACCUGCCCUCCAUGACAUACACACCUGUGGGCCGAUCCUUCUUCUCCUCCCCCGAAGGCUACGACCACCCCCUGGGAGGGGGGAGGGAGGUGUGGUUUGGGUUCCACCAGUCUGUGCGUCCGGCCAUGUGGAAGAUGAUGCUGAAUAUUGAUGUGUCUGCCACAGCGUUCUACAAGGCCCAGCCGGUGAUCCAGUUCAUGUGUGAGGUCCUGGACAUUCACAACAUCGAUGAGCAACCAAGACCGCUCACCGACUCGCACAGAGUCAAAUUCACCAAAGAGAUCAAAGGCCUGAAGGUGGAGGUGACGCACUGUGGGACCAUGAGGAGGAAGUAUCGGGUGUGCAACGUGACCCGCCGCCCGGCCAGUCACCAAACGUUCCCCCUCCAGCUGGAGAACGGGCAGACGGUCGAGCGCACCGUGGCUCAGUACUUCAGAGAGAAGUACAGCCUGCAGCUGAAGUACCCACACCUUCCCUGUCUGCAGGUGGGGCAGGAACAGAAGCACACCUACCUGCCUCUGGAGGUCUGCAAUAUAGUAGCAGGCCAGCGCUGCAUAAAGAAGCUGACAGACAACCAAACAUCUACCAUGAUCAAAGCCACAGCACGCUCAGCCCCAGACAGGCAGGAGGAGAUCAGCAGACUGGUGCGGAGCGCCAACUACGAGGCGGACCCGUUUGUUCAGGAGUUCCAGUUCCGCGUGCGCGACGAGAUGGCGGAGGUCACGGGCCGAGUCCUUCCCGCCCCCAUGCUACAGUAUGGUGGCCGGGUGAGCUCUGAACACUUUAUGAACCGCACGGUGGCGACCCCAAGCCACGGCGUGUGGGACAUGAGGGGGAAGCAGUUCCACACGGGAGUGGAGAUCAAGAUGUGGGCCAUCGCCUGCUUCGCCACCCAGAGGCAGUGCAGGGAGGAGAUCCUGAAAAGCUUUACGGACCAGCUGCGUAAGAUCUCCAAGGACGCUGGGAUGCCCAUCCAGGGCCAGCCGUGCUUCUGCAAGUACGCGCAGGGAGCCGACAGCGUGGAGCCCAUGUUCCGCCACCUGAAGAACACCUACGCCGGCCUGCAGCUCAUCAUCGUCAUCCUGCCCGGAAAGACCCCCGUCUACGCUGAGGUGAAGCGUGUUGGGGACACCCUCCUCGGCAUGGCCACCCAGUGCGUCCAGGUGAAGAAUGUGGUGAAGACGUCCCCCCAGACCCUGUCCAACCUCUGCCUCAAGAUCAACGUCAAGCUGGGCGGCAUCAACAACAUCCUGGUCCCUCACCAGCGGCCCACAGUUUUUCAGCAGCCAGUGAUUUUCCUUGGCGCUGACGUCACGCACCCUCCAGCGGGAGAUGGCAAGAAGCCGUCUAUCGCCGCAGUGGUGGGUAGUAUGGACGCUCACCCCAGCCGUUACUGUGCGACGGUGCGCGUGCAGCGUCCGCGGCAGGAGGUGAUCCAGGACCUGUCGUCCAUGGUGCGCGAGCUGCUCAUCCAGUUCUACAAGUCCACGCGCUACAAGCCCACCCGCAUCAUCUACUACCGCGACGGCGUCUCCGAGGGACAGUUCCGACAGGUGCUGUACUACGAGCUGCUGGCCAUCCGGGAGGCGUGCAUCAGCCUGGAGAAGGAGUACCAGCCGGGCAUCACCUACAUCGUAGUGCAGAAGCGCCACCACACGCGCCUCUUCUGCGCCGACCGCAACGAGAGGGUGGGCCGGAGUGGCAACAUUCCUGCCGGUACCACCGUGGACACGGACAUCACCCACCCCUACGAGUUUGACUUUUACCUCUGCAGCCAUGCCGGAAUACAGGGUACCAGUCGGCCCUCCCACUACCACGUGCUGUGGGACGACAACUGCUUCACGGCCGACGAGUUCCAGCUGCUCACCUACCAGCUGUGCCACACCUACGUGCGCUGCACCCGCUCCGUCUCCAUCCCCGCGCCAGCCUACUACGCCCACCUGGUGGCCUUUCGUGCCCGCUACCACCUGGUGGACAAGGAGCACGACAGUGCGGAGGGCAGCCAUGUUUCAGGUCAGAGUAACGGCCGAGACCCGUCUGCUCUGGCCAAAGCCGUGCAGAUCCAUCACGACACGCUGCGGACCAUGUACUUUGCCUGAGAGCCCCCUCGCCUCACCUCUGACCUUUGACCUACGACCUCACCUCCUGUGUCUCCCAUCAUCAGUCCCCUGUCGCCGAGUAGCACCAGGUGACAUGCCCCCCCCCCCCCCAAACAAAGGUGACCAAACCCAGGGCACCAAGCUGAUGACAACGCACAGCGCAACCCAGCAGCGAUUGUUUUGGCUCUGUCGGGGAGGGAGCUCUGCACUGUUUAUGCAAUAGAGAAGCAGCCAAUCCCCCACCCCCCCCCCCCCCCCCACCCCUCUCUCUCUGCUCUGUGUGAGGUCGUCUGCAAAACACCUGACCACGCCUCUGUCAGUCAGUCUGUCUAUCUGUCCUUCCUCCAAUCAGACGUCCAAUCUGACGUAGGGAUGGUAUGCCUGUUUUUGUUGUUGUUGUUGUUGUUUUUGUUUGUUUGUUUUGAAUGUUUUUGUUUGUUUUAUGCUUGUAGAAAGGCACAGAUGUGUACCCAGGGGGAGGCCGGAGGGCCGAUCCGUUCCGGGCCAGUCCCAAGGUGAUGCCUUUGUAGAGCAGAUCCCGUCGUCACACUCUGGCCCUCUGACUAUGGUUUUACAUUGACGUCUGGUGCAUUCCCUGAGAUUCUACCGUCUCUGGUUGCUCUUUGGAAGCUUGUGGCCCCCGCAAAAGCAGUCGUCACAAAUAAUCUUCACCUCUGCAUGUUUUAGGCUACGAAAAAAAAAACCUAAACAGAAACAAAAUAUUCAUGACAUUCGUAGAUGCGUGGGAACUGUGGCCUUUGGUUGUCAGUUUUUAUUUAAAGUUUGUUAAGGAUUUCUGAGUCGAUGGCAUGUGUGAGCUGGACAUUUGAGGUGUGUGAGCCGUGUGUGAGCCGUAUGUGAGCCGUGUCCGCACUGUCCUGUUGGGUCAGUGUGCUGCUUGAAGUCUGUAGCCUGUUGUCAAAAAGUCCUUUCGAACCCCUAUCUUACACUCUCUUUCUCACACACACACACACACACACACACACACACACACACACACACACACACACACACACACACACACACACACACACACUCACACUCACAGCUUGGCUUCCCGGAGGGUUGUUCGCAAAAAAAACUCCAGGCUUGGGUUGCUCAGAGUGUGUUUGGGCUUAUUUAUAUUUGUGUGUGUGUGUGUUCAGACAGAUGGUCUCCACGAUAAGACGCUAGUCCUUUUUCAGUCAUUUGCCGAGGUAAUUCACGCCUGGCCAGCCGUGAUUGCCGCUCAGUCACUGAAACGGUUUUCACUACAGUGAGAUUACGGGGGGGAAUUUUGGCUCACAGCUCAUCCUCGCUCAGCUCUACUUUAAAACCUGUUGAAGAGUGAAUAAUUUUCCUUGUUCCCUCUAGAAUUCAAUGCAAACAUUCUGUAGUUUAGUGUUCUAUAUACAGUCUGUGGGGAAAAAUCUCCGAGGGUAAUUCAGUUCACCGAACAUUCUAAUCACAUAUUUGUGACCGUACUCCUCAACAGGUUAACACUCAGUCUUCAUUGUCUGUCUGUCGGCUCGGCCUGUCCAGGUGUGUAGUGGAAGUUUCAUAUUUGUGUCCUCCAACUGUGAACCCAACCAAAACAAAGCCUCGCCUCGCAGCUCUCCUUUAGUGCAAUAAGCCACCAGCCCGUGGCCUCCUGGGGCCAAUUCUGAUUGGUUCAUACAGGCGACCAGGGUUAAGAAUGGCUUCACCUGAUUGGCUUAUGCAAUUGUAUUGAAGCAGUGGUAUCUCCAAAGGGAAAUUGACUGUUUGUUGCGGUAUAUUACCCCCCACACCCCCACCCCUUAGUUGGGUGGAGAAGGACGUCUGUAUGUCAAGAUGAAUGUGUUUCAGUCGGCCUAUUCUGGAUUGAGAUGAUUUAAAGACGAGUUACGUGUAGAAUCCAAGAAGUAGAAGACCAAGUGCCUGUCAAGGGGAGGGAGACGAAUAGAGUAUAUACAGUAUAUGAGAUGACACCUUUGUAGCUAUAUAUUUAUUUAUAUAUUGAGGCCAGAAGAGAACGAUGACACGUACCUACGUAUGUACGUGAUCAAAGAGCACUAUGAACAUACGGUUUUUUUUUUUUUGGGGGGG
Messenger RNA from Sardina pilchardus (European sardine), 5249 nucleotides. It is a transcript of the gene ago3b, whose product is annotated as argonaute RISC catalytic component 3b. Lineage: Eukaryota; Metazoa; Chordata; Actinopteri; Clupeiformes; Clupeidae. The record is from RefSeq and is a predicted model, not a curated record. The transcript has 19 exons. Gene Ontology annotation, biological process: regulatory ncRNA-mediated post-transcriptional gene silencing; regulation of stem cell proliferation. Bases 579 to 3182 code for a protein of 867 amino acids. Gene Ontology annotation, molecular function: protein binding; single-stranded RNA binding; RNA endonuclease activity.